UGGUUUUACAUGAGGCGUGAUUGGUCAGACUGAGUGAUGAUGUCAUGUGUUUAACUGCUGCUUUAACACAUCUCAUCUCACAGCAUUUGCUCCGUUUAAACUCAGGUUACGACCAUUUAACACGUGUGUUUGUGAGUCUAAACGUAAUCACUGCAGACAUAUUAUCAGAUCAGACUGAAAUCCAGAAGCAGAGAUGGAAGGAGAGAAGAAGGGGGGAGGAGGAGGAGAAAGAAAGGUGUGGGCUGUACUGAGCAUGCUCUUUGUGUUAACUUCCUGCUCUGUUCUUCCUGACAGAGAGGACUGUUAAGAGAAGCCGGCGUUCCACAGCGAGAAGAGGAAGAGGAACACAGCGGAGGAGAAGAAAAUCCAAACCUGAGGAGUUUUUAAAGAUCCAGACUGAACAAAGCUCUGAAGAUUCUUCUCUUCGCCUUUUUUACCCUCUGUUUUAUUUUUUGUCAGAGUGAUUGAUUGAAGCAGACUGUUUUUGUUUAACAGUGUUUGACCUCAGAGAUAAAACUCAAUACUUUUUUGUUCUCUGUGAAUCUUUGCUCAACGAGUUUCAGAGAAAUUCAAGAAGCCGAAGGGGAUUUUUUUCUUCCUUUUUUUUCACUUGCGUCACUGCUUUCAUUUUCUAUUUGUGUUAACUCGCUCUGCCUUUUCCUGAGAAUGUUUGGUUUCUCAUAAAAGUAAGAGAAGGGGUUGAAUGCUGCUCAAGUCUCAGCUGGGCGCCUGAAAAGAAUUUGCAUUCCAGUUUCACAAGAAGACAAAUCCUUGCUUGUUGUUUUACUGGGAGACGAUAAGCAGUCCAGUGUGUGUUGGUUGUGUUUUCUGGGAAAAUGGGAUCAGAAAAGGACUCUGAGUCGCCUCACUCAUCAGUCAGUGGCGUUCCCAACCCUAAGUGCCGUGCGGCGGGCAAACGCCAGGGCCGCAUCUCCUUCCACAGCCUUUUCCGCAGCAAACGAAGCUCUCGGGGCAACAGGGGCCCCAAAGGAGGAGCGGCCGCCCCUUUAACACAUCAUCACCACGCGCAACAACAGCUGCUGCCUUCUGCCUUGAGUUCAGCACCCGCUGCAGCCUCCGUUACACCCGCCGCCACCCGCCAGGACACAGCCUCUAGCACACCAUCCAAACCACUUUCCUCCAGUCAGCCGUCUCUCGGAGGAGCUGCCACCGCUGCCUCCGGGGAGCCCAAUCUCCUGGAGUGCCCCCUGUGCCUGGUGCGCCAGCCCGCCGCCCAGCUCCCCGAGCUGCUGGGCUGCAGCCACCGCUCCUGCCUCUGCUGCCUGCGCCAGUACCUCCGCAUCGAGAUCACAGAGAGCCGAGUCCAGCUCAGCUGCCCCGAGUGUGCCGAGAGGCUGGCCCCGCGGCAGGUGGCCGACAUCUUGGAUGAUGCAGCCCUGCUGGAGAAGUACGAGGAGUUCCUUUUGAGGCGGUGCCUUGCCUCCGACCCGGACUGCAGAUGGUGCCCGGCGCCAGACUGCGGGUUUGCUGUCAUCGCCUCGGGCUGUGCCAGCUGUCCCAGGCUGGUUUGUCGCAGAGACGGCUGCGGCGCUGAGUUCUGCUACCACUGUAAACAGGCAUGGCACCCCAACCAGACCUGCGACUCGGCCCGCCAGCAGAGGGCCCAGUCCCUGCACACCCACAGCAACCACUCGCCCAGCUACACCCAGGAGCAGGGGCCAGCUGAUGACAUCAAGCCCUGCCCUCGCUGCGGCGCCUACAUCAUCAAGAUGAACGAUGGGAGCUGCAAUCACAUGACCUGCGCCGUCUGCGGUUGCGAGUUCUGCUGGCUCUGCAUGAAGGAGAUUUCCGACCUGCACUACCUCAGUCCAUCUGGCUGCACCUUCUGGGGGAAGAAGCCUUGGAGCAGGAAGAAGAAGAUCCUGUGGCAGCUGGGAACUUUGAUUGGCGCUCCGGUCGGCAUCACACUCAUUGCCGGCAUCGCUGUUCCUGCCAUGGUCAUCGGCAUCCCGGUUUACGUCGGCCGCAAGAUUCAUGCUCACUACGAGCUGAAGAAGGCAUCUCGCCACAGAAGAAAUUUGGCCAUCACAGGGGGCGUGGCCCUGUCAGUUGUCACCGCCCCCGUCAUUGCAGCCGUCAGCGUGGGCAUCGGUGUUCCCAUCAUGCUGGCCUACGUGUACGGCGUUGUGCCCAUCUCUCUGUGCAGAGGAGGGGGCUGUGGUGUGAGCAGAGGGAAGGGGCGUGGCGUGCGGAUCGACUUUGAUGAGGACGAUGGACCAAUCACAGUUGCAGAUGCAUGGCGAGCCCUCAAGUCUCCGAGCCUUGGAGAGAGCAGCUUGGACGGGGCGGUCAGCGGUCUGAGCACCACUUCCCCCAGCGAGGGACUCUCUGUGGCCCCUGGGACUCUGGGCGACACUCCCCACUUUAACACCCUGGCUAGUGGCGCGCUUGGGACUCGCACCAGCAAAUACAGCAGGCUUGAGGUUCAACCAGGGGAGCUUGCUAAAGAAUCAACCCAGAGAGAAACAGGCAGUCUGGGAGCAGGAAGUGACUGCGCCAGCACUCGAGGAAUGGCUGGAUCCAUCAUCUCUUCUUACACCUUACCUGACAGGGAGUGCACCAACCUGGAGAUCCAGGUGGACAUCGAGACCAAACCGAGCCAUCUUUGCCUGACCAGCGAAGAGGACCUAGCCCCGCACCCGGGCUCCGCUGCCAUGGCAACUGCUUCUGGAGGGGAGGAGCCUCAGGACUGCAGCUCUAGAAGGGGCGGGGCUCUGUCAGGCUCGGCACUGGGACUGUCGCCGGGAACAUCAAUCAGGGAGGGACUCAGAGACGUCACCUUGGCUCAACCAGAGAGCAUCCGCAGCGACCUGGAAAUGUCGGACACUCAGUCAGACGAUAUCGCAGAGCUGACGUCGGACGACUGCGACUCGCCUCACCCGAAGAGCUGUCACCCAGCUGCAGGUCAACCCCCUUCCUGCCGAGCCCUGAACCCCUCCACCGAUGGCCUUCACUGUCCCACAGACAGCAAUGUCAUCCUCUACGUCUGAGAGAGCUGGCGCUCUCAGGAUUGGACAAAAACUUGGAAAACCCCAAACAUUUACAUUCAUCCCCUCUCUUACUUCAAAGCUUUUCUCUCUCGUCAUCUCUUGUCUGCUGCUUUUUCGUGAUUCACAGACUUCAUCUGAAACACAGACAGCGUUGGUUUACUCCUGUCUGUCUUUAUCUACCUGCCAGUCUCCUCUCUGAGUAAAUGGUCAGGGCUCUACCUCUGAGAUUUGUAAGAUGAUGACUCAUGUUUACUCCUUGGUUCAAAAUGCCUUGGCUACUUAAGCAAAAAAUAGAAAAAAAAGAAAAGGUACAAAUUUAUAAAAAAUAUUGUAAAUUGAAAUGAUAAAUAAGGUGAAAUGUCACCAAGCACAGCAGAGAGGGACAGGUUGUCGUGGAAACAGAUGUUUGCUGAGAUGAGGAUGAUGUUUAUAACAUGUGAAUGAGUGAGGACUUUCAACUGUUAUGGCUUUACUUUCCUUUGAUUCCUCUAUUUAUAUUCAGAAAACCAUAAAAUUAUCUUUUUUUUUUUUCUCAGAGUGCAUGAGUCUGCAUGAGCUGUUUGUUGUGUUAAUGGUUUGAGAAAGCAGAGAGUUUCUGCUACACUGGUGAAAGUUUACUUAAAAGGACGAGGCUGCAUUUGAAUUUUGCUUUCUCUGCACAACGGAGGAGGAGGAUGAACAUGGGGAUAGAAUAAGUGUCCACCCAGCAGGAAUAUGAAUGUGGGAGUCCUGGUGACGACCUGAAGCCUGAAGCAGCUCUGCUGAAAUUCAGAGAAAAGCUUUUUUUUGCUGUGUUUACGUGAGUUAUCUUAGCUCACAAAGAGCUGAAGCAAACAAGUAUUUACCAAUCCACAAGUUAAAAAGAUAUUUUUCAAGUCUCAAUUUAUUAGAAAUGAUUUUUAUCUAAAAAGUGCAAAAGCCAAAAAGUCAUGCUGCUUUUUGUGUUUAUUUCUAACUUAAUGUUUUUCAUUUCUUUGUAAGUAUGUGGUUAAAGAAACUCAAAUGCUGAGACUUUUCUGAGCAACAGAAAGAACUUAAAAGUAAAAUAAUAAAUGCAGAUAAUUAUCACUUUUCAUUGACAUCAA
This is a messenger RNA of Melanotaenia boesemani (Boeseman's rainbowfish), 4096 nucleotides long. It is a transcript of the gene rnf19b, whose product is annotated as ring finger protein 19B. NCBI's taxonomy places the organism in Eukaryota, Metazoa, Chordata, Actinopteri, Atheriniformes, Melanotaeniidae. Gene Ontology annotation, cellular component: ubiquitin ligase complex; cytoplasm. The record is from RefSeq and is a predicted model, not a curated record. Gene Ontology annotation, biological process: positive regulation of proteasomal ubiquitin-dependent protein catabolic process; protein polyubiquitination; ubiquitin-dependent protein catabolic process. Bases 837 to 3011 code for a protein of 724 amino acids. Gene Ontology annotation, molecular function: ubiquitin conjugating enzyme binding; zinc ion binding; ubiquitin protein ligase activity. The transcript is spliced from 9 exons.